Bubalus bubalis (water buffalo) is the source of this 2024-nucleotide messenger RNA. Its product is annotated as SIGLEC family-like protein 1. Gene Ontology annotation, molecular function: sialic acid binding. Lineage: Eukaryota; Metazoa; Chordata; Mammalia; Artiodactyla; Bovidae. The coding region runs from base 694 to 1299 and encodes 201 amino acids. The transcript is spliced from 7 exons. Gene Ontology annotation, cellular component: plasma membrane. Gene Ontology annotation, biological process: cell adhesion. The record is from RefSeq and is a predicted model, not a curated record.
GCAGCCAGGAUCUAGGAUGGUUUCCACACAGCCUUCUUUUUGUAGAUACAUAGGUCGUCGUGGGGCCUCACGAGGCCUCACGGGGCUGCACUCCGGCUGUUGGCUCUCCUGUCAGUUGUUGAGUGGAGAACCUGCGCUGGCACUGGCCGAACUGGGCUUCCAUGAGAGUCGGGCAUCUCUGUCAGUCACUGUGACCCUUGGACAGUUAGGCGGCCGGAGGUGGGUGAGGCCUCCCAAGGUGGCUGUCCGGCCUGAGAGGCCCCCGGGACCAAUUCUGGAUCAGGUUGGAAGGCUCCCUGAGAGCCAGCUCACCAGCUAGUCGGUCAGUUCACCGGAGCCUGUCUCUGUAUUCGUCAGCCUGCCACCAAGUGGGUCACCCGGUCAGCCUGAACAGCAGCCAGGGGAUCACCAAUCUGCCAAUAAGACCGCUCCUAAGUAGGUCAGUCAUCCAAAAGUCAGUCCUGCCCUUACCAAGUCUGGAAAGGUCGCUGCAUCUCUUGCACUCUGCUUCGGAAAUAUACAGACAGAGGUGUGCUGAGGUCAAAGAACCGUCUGGGGCCCUUGGAACCAGAGACAAAGCCUCUUCCAGGUAUUCAUCACAUCACCCCUUCUGAACCAGACAGCUCCAGUUUCGGGGUCAGCUGUGGUCUAGGCCCCGGGCCUCUCCUGUGCCAAGAACAACUGCUGCUUCUCAUGGCGCCGCCAGGGCUCCUGCUGGCCCCCACCAUGCUGUUCGAUUCCUCUUGCUCCUUGAAGAAGACUCUGCAGUGCAGCUGUUCCUUCCGUGGGACCCCCAUGCCCUCCGUGCGGUGGCGGGUUGGGGGUGUUCCCGUGGCCAUGAACCGCACAGGCUUUCGGGUGACUUCUACCACGCUUGGCCCCUGGGCCAACAGCACCAUCCAUCUGACCAAGCCACCUGAAACGGGCACGAGCCUUCUCUGUGAGGGCAGGAACCCAGAGGGAACCCACGCUCUGACCAUCCUGCUGAAGUCAGGAAGGAGUCCUUUGGUUGCCCAGACUUUCAUGAAAGGGCUGAUUCGGGGUGUGUUCUAUGGAGCCAUCGGAGUCACACUGCUCUUCCUCUGCCUCGUCCCACUCAUAGCGAAACAUAUCAGAAUGAAGCAGGCAAAGAAAAUUGCAGCAAUGAAGGCAGAAAAGAGCCCUAAAAUCAGAGGCCGCCAAGGACUUGAGACAUCUCUAAGGCCCAAGGAACCAGGAAAAUCCAGAGUCACCCCGUCUCCUGAGCAGCAGAUAUUGGACCCAUCACCCCAAACUUCCAAGACGAGCAGGAUAAACUGAAGCUGACAAAGCCUGUGAAAACAACAUUCAUACCUGAAGUCCCCAUCACACUUGGAGUCACCAAAGCCCAUAGAAUCCUUAGAGACCCCAGGAACACUGGAGUCUACAACAAACUUGGAGCCCCCAGAGUAUCCUCGGCCCCCGAAGCCCUCUCCAGUCCCACCUGCCCCCUCACUGGUUAUCCAUUGAAUAGGGUUACCUUGACCUGGUCUUUGAACCCCUGAAAGCAAACUACAUGAUAUGUUUUUUGGAUUAGCCAGAAGACAGGUGCUCCAUCCUGGGAGCUCCUUCAAAAGAAGGAGAAAUAAACAUGAGACUGUGAAAUAUGUCCACCAAGAAAUAGUUUUUGAGCCCCUAUUAUGCACCUAGUGCCUGAAAUACAUACACAAGAGCCAUCACACACACGGAUUGGAUCCUUGCUUGAAUGCUUAGUGGUCAUGUCUUUGGAUUCGAUCUUUUGCCAACCCCACCCCUUCUCUUUGCACUUGAGUCUCCUUACUUGAGGUGUACCUGGGUAGAAAGUGAGUGAAAAGUGGUAUUGAGAGAUGUAGGAGGAGAAACAACAUAAAAGCCCUGAAUGCCAUCACAAGACUUUGGGACCUUGUCCCAACUCCCUUAAAUGUAAGUUCCAUGAAAACAGGGGUCUUAUCUGUCUUGCUUUCUACUUGUAUCACCGGCACCAGAAUGGUUCCUGAAAUAGGCUUUAAAACAUGUUUGUUGAAUAA